Camellia sinensis is the source of this 2565-nucleotide messenger RNA. NCBI's taxonomy places the organism in Eukaryota, Viridiplantae, Streptophyta, Magnoliopsida, Ericales, Theaceae. The record is from RefSeq and is a predicted model, not a curated record.
AUGGAGUUUCUUCAGCUGUCGGGAAAUAAUUUGUCCGGUAUGUUUCCUGCUUCACUUUACAACAUCUCAUCAAUCUAUUUCAUCUCUAUCGCUGUCAACCUACUGCAUGGAAUUCUCCCACCGGAUUUGGGCCUCGCCCUUCCAAAUUUGAAAAUUUUUUUGCUUGCAAGCAAUCGAUUUUAUGGCCAAAUUCCAUCGUCAAUAGCCAAUGCUACGAGACUUGUGCAAAUUAAUUUUGGGACUAAUGCAUUUACUGGGUCCAUGCCUAUGAAUUUUGGAACCCUUGAUGCUUUAGAAUUUUUAGGUGCUUAUGAGAAUUCACUUGGGACAAAUCAAGGCAUUGAAUUAACAAGCUUUCUCACUUCUUUAUCCAAUUGUUCCAAUCUCCGACUUUUGGAUUUGACUCUAAAUCAUUUUAAAGGUUUGUUGCCCAAUUCUAUUGCCAAUUUCUCCACCAAGAUCACUUGGUUCGCUCUACUAGGCAACUAUAUAUCUGGAAGCAUACCUCUUGAUAUUGGGAACCUUGUAAAUUUGCAAAAACUCUUUCUAGGUGAAAACAUGCUGACAGGUAGCAUUCCAAAUUCCAUUGGAAAACUCUCCAUGUUGGAAACUCUCGAGCUUGAUAUAAAUAACAUUUCUGGAGAGAUUCCAUCCUCUUUUACAAACCUGACUAGGCUUGGUGCUCUCUACCUAUCAACAAAUAUGAUUGAGGGAAGCAUUCCUAUUUCUUUAGGCAAUUGCACCCAUCUAGAAAACAUUUUUCUUGAUUACAAUCAUCUCACUGGAGCUAUACCAUAUCAAAUCUUUGGUCUUACUUCCCUCAUUAUUGUAUCCUUAAGUCAAAAUGACCUAACAGGACUACUACCACAAGAAGUGGGUAACUUGAAAAAUAUGGGUCAAUUAUUUGUAUCAAAAAACAAAUUAUUUGGAGAAAUCCCUGCUACUCUUGGCAAUUGUGAAGUUUUAGAAUUUCUCUACAUGGAUGGUAACCUUUUCAAUGGUACAAUUCCGAUGUCCUUCAGACAAUUGAGAGGUCUUCAAGAAUUGGAUGUUUCUACGAACUACUUGUCUGGACAGAUUCCAAGAUUUUUUGAGGUGUUUCCAUUCUUUCAAUAUCUCAAUCUUUCCUAUAAUAUGUUUGAUGGUGAAGUUCCGAACAGAGGAGUUUUCACAAAUAUUAGUGCCUUCUCAGUUGUUGGAAACAGUAAGCUCUGUGGAGGAAUUAAACUAUUGCAAUUGCCUGCAUGCCCUAUGGAAGUCUUAAAUGGAAGAAAACGAUCUUUUAACCAUAGACUAAUAGUUCUAAUAGUUACUCUCAUUAUUGUUCUAUUAUCAUUGUGCAUUCUAGCUAUUCUUUACCGGAACAGAAGGUCAAGGAAGCGAGUCAAUUUAGCCUCACCCUUGAAAAACCAAUAUCCACAACUCUCUUAUGGAGAACUUUUUCAAGCAACAAAUGGGUUCUCUCCAUCCAACUUAGUUGGUGAGGGAGGAUAUGGUUAUGUCUAUAAAGGGAUUCUCAACUCUGAUGAACAAAUUGUGGCUGUGAAGGUACUCAACCUAUACGAAUGUGGAGCAAACAAGAGUUUCGUAACAGAAUGUGAAGCACUGAAGAACAUUCGCCACCGAAAUCUUGUCAAGAUAAUCACAUCUUGCUCAAGCAUUGAUUUUAGAGGAAAUGAUUUCAAGGCUUUGGUCUUCGAGUUCAUGGAAAAUGGGAGUUUAGAGAGCUGGUUACACUCAAGUCUUUCAAAACAGCAGGAACCCAAAAACUUGAACUUUGUUCAAAGGCUAAACAUUGCCAUUGAUGUGGCCUCGGCAAUAGAUUAUCUUCACAAUCAUUGUGAAAUGACUUUCAUUCAUUGUGAUUUAAAGCCAAGUAAUAUUCUUCUUGAUGGUGAUUUGUGUGCCCAUGUUAGUGAUUUUGGCUUGGCAAAGAUUUUUUCAGCAACCACCGGAAUAUCCAAUCAUCAGCAAUCAAGUUCGAUUGGGAUUAGAGGAACAAUUGGCUAUGUUGCCCCAGAGUAUGGUAUGGGUGAGGAGGUAUCAACGCAAGGUGAUAUGUACAGUUAUGGAGUGUUACUCUUGGAAAUGUUCACAGGAAAAAGACCAACUAAUAACAUGUUUACGGGCAAUGUAAACCUCCAUGGCUACGUAAAAAUGUGUCUUCCGCAGCAAGUAAUGCAGAUUGUUGAUCCCCAAAUCAUAUUGGAAAUGGAAGAGGAGCCAAGUAAGCCAAGUAGGAGCAAGCAAUGUAGUACAGCCAACAUUUCUAAAUUGGAGACUUGCCUUGUACCAGUCUUUCAAAUUGGAGUUUCAUGUUCUGUUGAAAUGCCAAAUGAGAGAAUGAGUGUAAAAGAAGUUAUCAAGGAACUACACAAGAUUAGAAAUGUAUUUCUUGGGGUUAGGGGAAAAAGGCAUUAGGAUUGAUGUUCUAGAAUUUUCUUUCCCUCACUUUUCUUCUCUCCCUCCUUUUGUUUUUUGAAUCUGUAAUUGGUAAGCUAGGAAAUACAUGAAAGUGGUUGUACUUGUGGAAUUGUCAUCAAAUAUUUAUAAAUAGUUAAGGUU